CGCAGUGGACGCACUCACUCGCCAUGCCGACUGUCAGCGUGAAGCGGCAUCUGCUUUUCAAAGCCCUGGGCCGGACCUACACUGACGAAGAAUUUGAUGAACUAUGUUUUGAAUUUGGUCUGGAACUUGAUGAAAUUACUUCUGAGAAGGAAAUUAUAAGCAAGGAACAAGGUAAUGAAAAGGCAGAGGGGGCAUCCGAUGUUGUUCUUUACAAAAUUGACGUCCCCGCCAACAGAUACGAUCUCCUGUGUCUGGAGGGAUUGGUUCGAGGGCUGAAAGUCUUUAAAGAAAGGAUAAAGGCUCCAGUGUAUAAACGGGUAAUGCCUAGUGGAGAAAUCCAGAAACUGAUCAUCACAGAAGAGACUGCUAAAAUUCGCCCUUACGCCGUCGCAGCGGUCCUCCGCAAUAUCAAGUUCACUAAAGAUCGCUAUGACAGCUUCAUUGAGCUUCAGGAGAAGUUGCAUCAGAACAUCUGCAGGAAAAGAGCGUUGGUUGCUAUUGGUACCCACGAUUUGGACACUCUGUCAGGCCCGUUUACUUACACUGCAAAGCGACCUUCAGACAUCAAGUUCAGACCUCUGAGUAAGACAAAGGAGUAUACAGCCUGUGAAAUGAUGAACAUGUACAAGACUGACAACCACCUUAAACAUUACUUACACAUCAUUGAAAACAAACCCCUGUACCCAGUUAUCUACGACAGCAAUGGUGUCGUCCUCUCCAUGCCUCCGAUCAUCAACGGAAAUCAUUCCAAAAUAACAGUAAAUACUAGAAAUGUAUUUAUUGAAUGCACAGGAACUGACCUUACUAAGGCAAAAAUAGUUCUUGAUAUUAUUGUCACCAUGUUCAGUGAAUAUUGUGAGAAUCAAUUUACGGUUGAAGCAGCUGAGGUAGUUUAUCCUAAUGGAAAAUCAUAUACCUUUCCAGAACUGGCGUACCGAAAGGAGGUGAUGAGAGCUGACCUAAUCAACAAAAAAGUUGGAAUCAGAGAAUCUCCAGAAAACCUUGCUAAGCUUCUGACCAGGAUGUACUUAAAGUCAGAAGUCAUUGGCGAUGGGAAUCAGAUUGAGAUUGAAGUCCCUCCAACCAGAGCUGACAUCAUCCAUGCGUGUGAUAUAGUAGAAGACGCAGCCAUCGCCUACGGCUACAACAACAUUCCGAUGACUCUCCCGAAAACGUACACCAUAGCUAAUCAAUUUCCCCUUAAUAAGCUCACGGAACUGCUGAGACACGAGGUGGCAGCAGCUGGCUUCACCGAGGCCCUUACCUUUGCUCUGUGCUCCAAGGAAGAUAUUGCUGAUAAACUUGGUUUGGAUAUCUCUGCAACACAGGCAGUCCAUAUAAGUAAUCCUAAAACAGCUGAAUUUCAGGUGGCACGCACUACCCUUCUUCCUGGCCUCCUCAAGACCAUUGCAGCGAAUCGGAAGAUGCCCCUUCCUCUGAAACUGUUUGAAAUCUCUGACAUUGUAGUAAAAGAUUCUAGCAGAGACGUAGGUGCCAGAAACUACAGGCACCUUUGUGCUGUUUACUACAACAAGAAUCCUGGGUUUGAGAUCAUCCAUGGGCUACUGGACAGAAUCAUGCAGCUGCUGGGUGUGCCUCCCGGGGAGAAGAAGGGCGGCUACGCGAUCAGAGCCUCUGAAGGCCCCGCUUUCUUCCCCGGGCGAUGUGCCGAGGUCUUCGUCAGGGGUCAGAGCGUCGGGAAGCUGGGGGUCCUCCAUCCUGACGUGAUCACCGGAUUUGAGCUGAGCCUGCCCUGCUCCUCGCUGGAGAUCAACGUUGAGCCCUUUCUGUGAAGAUGGGUCUCGGCUGUGUGGUUCUCUGCCCGAGAGUCCCCUUCUCCUCCACGGGUGUCCUUCAGUUGUGCUCACGGGGAACAGCCACUGUGCACUGAUGUUGAAUAAAGCAGAGGGCACUGUCUCCUCUGUGGGUAGGCCCGCCGUGCCCUGCAUUAGGCCAGCUUGCUUGUGCAAAUACAAA
Phyllostomus hastatus (greater spear-nosed bat) is the source of this 1977-nucleotide messenger RNA. RefSeq names its product phenylalanyl-tRNA synthetase subunit beta (gene FARSB). Gene Ontology annotation, biological process: phenylalanyl-tRNA aminoacylation. Bases 24 to 1793 code for a protein of 589 amino acids. Gene Ontology annotation, molecular function: RNA binding; magnesium ion binding; phenylalanine-tRNA ligase activity. The transcript is spliced from 17 exons. NCBI's taxonomy places the organism in Eukaryota, Metazoa, Chordata, Mammalia, Chiroptera, Phyllostomidae. The record is from RefSeq and is a predicted model, not a curated record. Gene Ontology annotation, cellular component: phenylalanine-tRNA ligase complex; cytoplasm.